GAUCACAUCUGCUUUACAGCAAUUGAAAGAGCGACAGGCAACAUGGCGACUUCAUCCAGCAACAUCAUGGGGGCAGAUGAUGGCACGAUGGAAAAUACAGAUGGUCCUUCCGCGGAGCCUAGUGGCCCUACGGAGGAGUCUUCUUCUCCAGAAGAUAUACCCCAGAAGAAACCCGUGUGUCUUAUAGUCCUGGGCAUGGCUGGGUCUGGAAAAACAACUUUUGUACAGAGACUGACUGCGCACCUGCAUUCAAAGAAGUCCCCUCCUUAUGUUAUCAACUUGGAUCCAGCAGUGCACGAAGUCCCUUUCCCCGCCAAUAUCGAUAUUCGCGACACGGUCAACUACAAGGAAGUCAUGAAGCAGUAUGGCCUGGGGCCCAACGGAGGCAUAGUGACCUCUCUCAACCUGUUUGCAACACGCUUUGAUCAGGUGAUGAACUUCAUUGAGAAGAAACAAUUCAAUCAUGAGUAUGUGCUGAUCGACACACCUGGCCAGAUAGAAGUGUUCACCUGGUCUGCGUCUGGUACCAUCAUCACAGAGAGCCUGGCCUCGUCCUUCCCCUGUGUGGUGGUGUACGUCAUGGACACGUCUCGCAGCGUGAACCCCGUCACCUUCAUGUCCAACAUGCUGUACGCCUGCAGCAUUCUGUACAAGACCAAGCUGCCUUUCAUCGUGGUCAUGAACAAGACGGACAUCAUCGACCACAGCUUCGCCGUGGAGUGGAUGCAGGACUUUGAGGUGUUCCAGGACGCCCUGAACCAGGAGACGUCCUACGUCAGCAACCUGACCCGCUCCAUGAGCCUGGUGCUGGACGAGUUCUACACUCACCUGAGGGUGGUGGGCGUGUCUGCGGUGACGGGCAGUGGAUUAGAUGACUUCUUCGUCCAGGUGGCAGAGGCUGCCAUCGAGUACGAUACGGAAUACCGGCCGGAGUAUGAACGCCUCCACAGAGAGCUGGCCGAGGCCCAGAGCAAGAAGCAGGGGGAGCAGCUGGAGCGGCUGAGGAAGGACAUGGGCGCGGUGAACAUGCAGAACACAGCGCCAACUACAGAGGAAAGCAACAUAGCCGGGCCGAGUGACCUCAUCUUCACCCGCGGUAACCCUGACGACACGGACGACGACGAAGACAGCGACACGGACGACAUAGACCACACCGUGACUGAGGAGAGCAAGCAGGGUGACGCCUUCAGGAACUUCCUGAAGGACAGGAAGGAAGUGGUCCAGGUUCGAAACACCAGGACGUCUGGGGCUCCUGAGGCGCCGUGAGCAGGGACCCCCGCGGUGACCACGGCGACUGCGUUGAGUGCUCCAAGGCAAUGUCGAGUGGAAGAUGGUGGGCAGUUUUGAGUGUACCCCCUCAUAAGACUAUGUAUGUACCGCCCGUAAGGUGAUGCAGCAGGUGAGGGAAGGGGAGAGCGGGCUGUGCGCUUCACCUUUCUCACCCACGCAGGUCCAGAACCGUAAAAAUAGAGUGACUUCAAACGGAGGUCAUGACCGCUUGCAUCAGUGUUUUCCUUCCAGAGAGUGCAGUUAUGUAUCGCUAAGGGGCUCCUAAACGACAAGGGUACGUCUCAAAACUCUCCGCAGCAGUUGAGUUUUCGAGCCCUUGAAUAAAGAAGUCCCCCACUAUUCUCCUGGCCACGGUGUGCAUACGUUUAGCAAAGCCUUUUCAGGGUAAAACACCGGUUAGGGACCAGGUCAAGGGCCCCACGGUGCUGCGAGCCCGUUGACCCGGGAGCGCUUUGGUUGAUGGGCUGUGUGUUGGCUUGCUCCAGCAUGAAGCCGGUUGUCCUAGGGCGUGCUGCUGAACCACUAGGCAGUAGUGAUGCCGUCCUUCAGGGCGGUGUGUGGCUAACACAGUGGUAGAUGGUUGAAAUGUUGAUGCAACAGAAUGUUCUCCACCUGCAUUGGGAAGAUAAAUUACUUAUUUUUAUAUAACAAUAACAUGUUUGUUUUGCUUCUCUGUGCCGGCAAUGACAGUGUUCGCUUAUGUUUCCAAGAAAUAAAGUCACUUUUUAUUUAUCUUGUUGA
Messenger RNA from Gadus chalcogrammus (walleye pollock), 2031 nucleotides. It is a transcript of the gene gpn1, whose product is annotated as GPN-loop GTPase 1. The record is from RefSeq and is a predicted model, not a curated record. Gene Ontology annotation, molecular function: GTPase activity. Bases 43 to 1266 code for a protein of 407 amino acids. The transcript is spliced from 13 exons. Lineage: Eukaryota; Metazoa; Chordata; Actinopteri; Gadiformes; Gadidae.